Molecule: messenger RNA, 4288 nt
Organism: Sinocyclocheilus anshuiensis
Lineage: Eukaryota; Metazoa; Chordata; Actinopteri; Cypriniformes; Cyprinidae
Product: vascular endothelial growth factor receptor 2-like
Exons: 29
Coding region: 181-4167 (1328 amino acids)
Biological process (GO): positive regulation of cell migration; regulation of MAPK cascade; endothelial cell differentiation
Cellular component (GO): plasma membrane; signaling receptor complex
Molecular function (GO): growth factor binding; vascular endothelial growth factor receptor activity; ATP binding
Source: RefSeq, a predicted model, not a curated record
CGCAACAGGUCACUCUCAGUGACAAACUCAGAACUGUCCCUUACAUAGUCUGUUCUUCAUCCGUCUCUGCAAGGUUAAGGAAUUUAAAGCGCACGACUGUGUCGUAUUAUGGUGAUGAGGAGUUAAGGAAUUUCUGAAUUUUGGUUUCAUGUCGGGACGGUCCAGCGUUACUGUCGGGCGAUGGCAAAGACAUCUCAUGUGCUUUCUCUCGUCGACAUCCUCUUUACCAUCAACUUGGUUAUAGCGAUAGAGCUAAGGUUUGUGCCUGAUCCUCCAACCUUAAAUAUCACUGAGAAGACUCUCAAAAUCAAUGCUUCAGAUACACUGGAAAUCACAUGCAGGGGACGUCAGAUCCUGGAGUGGUCUACACCUCACAACCGAACCUGCUCUGAAACCUGGCUCACCACAACAGACUGUAGUGGCAAUGGACUGUUCUGUAGCACUUUAACGCUCUCAAAAGCAGUAGCCAAUGAGACUGGAGAAUAUCGCUGCUUCUAUAAAAACCUGCCUAUAGAGGAUGGAAAGACUUCUAUAUCUGUCUAUGUCUUCAUACAAGAUUACCGUACGCCAUUUGUCCGAAUGGCUCAAGAUUAUGAUGUGGUGUUCAUUCGUGAGGGAGAACAGGUGGUCAUUCCCUGUCUGGUAUCUGUGGAGAACCUAGACGUCACACUGUACACAAAGUAUCCAGUAAAAGAACUGGCCACUGAUGGGAAAGAGGUUAUCUGGGAUAGCAAGAGGGGCUUCAUCCUGCCUAGUCAUGUGGUCAGCUAUGCUGGUGUGGUCUACUGCCAAACCACUAUACGAAAUGAGACCUAUCAGUCAUCACCCUACAUUGUGGCUGUCGUAGGAUACAAGAUCUAUGACCUCACCCUGAGUCCACCUCAUGAGAGGCUAACGGUAGGGGAGAGGCUAAUGCUAAACUGCACCGCUCACACCGAACUCAAUGUGGGAAUCGACUUUCAGUGGACCUUCCCUCAUGAGAAGAGAGGCGUCAACAGCUCAAUACCAAGGACACGCUAUGAGACCAGGUCCUACAAGAAGAAGCUGUGGAACUCCUUAGAACUGUCCAAUACUCUCAUUGUAGAGAAUGUAACUGUAAAUGACACAGGAGAGUACAUUUGCACAGCCUCUAGUGGUCAGAUGCAGAAGAUUGGCCGAGCAGCCCUCAUUGUCUAUGAGAAACCAUUUAUAGCGCUCAAUGAUCAGAUGUUGCAGACUGUGGAGGCAACUGCUGGCCAGGAAGAGGCAAAAAUCCUGGUUAAAUAUUAUGCUUAUCCAGAGCCCUCUGUCAAGUGGUAUAAGAAUGAUCAGCUGAUAGUGUGGAAGGAUGAGUACAGAAUGAAGCCCAACAGAGGAUCUCUUACUAUAUAUGGGGUUACAGAGAAGGAUGCUGGGAAUUACACUGUUGUCAUGACAAAUAAGAUUACCAAGGAGGAGCAGAGAAGAACAUUUCAACUGUUGGUUAAUGUUCACCCUAAGAUCUUUGAGAAGGAAGUGCCGUUGGAUCGAGAUGUUCACAUGUACGGCAGUAGCCCUACACUCAGAUGCACAGCUAGCGGAGGAUCCAGCCCUGUCACAAUACAAUGGCAGUGGAUGCCCAGAGAGGACUGCCCAGUCAGAUUUCUACCUAAGUCAGACCAAAGUGUGAUUAAGUGUGACAAGUGGAGGGAGAUAUCAAACAACACUGGGAAAAACCCCAUCAUCAACCCCACAUAUGUCAUUGAACGCUCUCUUAAGACCAUCAGCACACUGAAGAUCCAGAAAGCAGUUGAUCAUGCUCUCUACAGGUGCAUUGCUUCCAAUAAGAUGGGAAUAGAAGAGCGGGUCAUUGUGUUUCAAGUAGCUCGUUUCCUCAACCUAAGCGUCCUCCCCUCCAGCAAUCCUACUGAGGGAGAGGAUGUGGUAAUGCGCUGUGUAGCCGAUCGACUGCUGUACUCUAACUUGCGUUGGUAUCGGGUAACAAACAUUGCCAACCCUGAUGCCUCUCCAGCAGCCGUGCCCUGUGAUACCCUUACCCUUUCACCUCUCCACCAGACCAAUGUCACCAUAUCAGGCCUGCAGGGCACCAAUGCAAUGCUGGACCUGCCCAUACCCAAUGCCACAUUGAUGGACCAAGGCCUGUAUGCUUGCCAAGUGGAGAAUGUGGGCACCAGUGAGAGAACCUGCUUACUUCACAACCUCAGACUCAGAGCUCUUGAGAUGUCGAGAAUUGUGACCAAUCUGACUGACCAGAGAGUGAAUGUGAGCGACUCUACUACUCUAGUGUGUGAAGUGUCCGGCACACCAACCCCUACUGUAGUUUGGACUAAAGACAACCAGACCGUCAUGGAGGGAUCAGGUGUGAUUCUGAAACGGUCAAAUCGUGUCUUAACCAUCCAACGGGUGAAAAAAGAGGACAGUGGUCUUUACAUAUGUACGGCGUGUAACCAGCAAGGCUGUGACUCUCACGAGGCUCGUAUCACUGUAGAUGGUGCAGAAGAAAAGAUGAAUGUGGAAUUGAUCAUGCCUAUUGGUGCCGUGGUCAUCGCCAUGAUCCUCUGGCUCCUCAUCGUCUUCGUCAUCCGUAAUAGGAAGCGGCCUAAUGAAGGAGAUCUGAAAACUGGCUACCUGUCAAUCAUUCUGGACUCAGAUGAUAUGCCAAUGGAUGAGCACUGUGAGAGACUGACCUAUGAUGCAAACAAGUGGGAAUUCCCACGUGACAGACUGAAGCUAGGAGAGCCGCUGGGCAGAGGGGCAUUUGGUCAAGUUGUGGAGGCGUCCGCAUAUGGUAUUGAGAAGGCCACCACCUGUACUACAGUAGCAGUGAAGAUGCUCAAGGAGGGCGCUACCACCAGUGAGUACCGCGCUCUGAUGUCUGAGCUGAAGAUCCUCAUCCAUAUUGGUCACCAUCUCAAUGUGGUCAACCUUCUAGGAGCCUGCACCAAACCAGGAGGACCCUUGAUGGUGAUUGUUGAGUACUGUAAACAUGGUAACCUCUCCAGCUAUUUAAAAAGCAAGCGAGGAGAGUACAGUCCCUACAAGAAGCGAAUGCCACUGAUGCCGUGCAGGAGGGAGGUGCAGCAGGAAGAGGAUUUGCAUGAGGGGGAUCUGGGUCUGGGAACCAGCACUCGGCUGGACGUCUGCACUGGUACUGCCAUGUGCACCAGGAUGGGAGAACAGACCUCCACGACCCAGCUGCAGGAUGAACAAGGUACUUGUAUCCACCGGGACUUGGCAGCCAGAAACAUCCUACUCUCUGAAAACAACGUGGUGAAGAUAUGUGACUUUGGGCUGGCCAGAGACGUUUAUAAAGACCCUGAUUACGUCCGCAAAGGAGAUGCUCGUCUUCCUCUCAAGUGGAUGGCUCCUGAGACCAUCUUUGACCGCGUGUACACCACACAGAGUGAUGUUUGGUCAUUUGGUGUGCUGCUCUGGGAGAUCUUCUCACUUGGUGCGUCUCCAUACCCAGGUGUGUGCAUUGAUGAGUCUUUCUGCAGGCGACUAAAGGAGGGAACCAGAAUGAGAGCUCCAGACUAUGCCACACCUGAGAUAUACCAGACCAUGCUGGACUGCUGGCUUGAUCGACCUAAAGACAGGCCAACCUUUACUCAAUUAGUCGAGCAUCUAGGCAAUCUGCUACAAGCUAGCGCUCAACAGGAUGGAAAGGACUACAUCCCUCUGACAAAUGGAGAGAUGGAAGAUGAAUCAGGGGCUCCUCACCUCAGUGUGACGUCGAAAAUAGCUUUCAAUGCAGGCAACAAAGAGGCCCAGCUCCACUAUGACAAUGCUCCACCUCUGGGGUUCCCACAGCAGAUCGACAAUUGCGGUUUGCCAAUAAGUAUGACGACUUUUGUGGACAUUCCCCUGGAGCACACUGCUGUAAUGAAUGGUCACAUGGACUGUGGCGUGGGCUUGUCACGUGAGCAAAUGAAAGCUUUGGAUCGGCAAGCGCAAAGACCACUUCAUUUCAGCCCACUACUGCGAUGCAAGAGUAAGGAGUCUUUAGCAUCUGAAUCCUCCAAUCAGACCAGCGGCUAUCAGUCCGGCUACCACUCUGAUGAUGCAGAAGCCCCCAUAUACGCCAACGAGGAGAUGAUCCUGAAGAGAGACAUUCGGAUGAAACCUCCACUGCCCAAGAGAAAUGACAAGUUCAGUGCAGAGGUCCGUUAUAGUGCGCCUCCAGUUUAACAUCUGUAGCGCUUCAAACAGUCUUCCUCUUUAUGUUAUUCAGAACUUUAAUGUAGUAGUUCAGCCAAAAAUGAACAUUUCAGUUUCAUCAUUUAAGGCCCGUUCACACCAAGGACGAUAA